GCGGCUGCGCGCGGGAGCGGGGGCGGGGCCGCGGCCGCGGCGGGAGCGGGGCGCCCCCUGGCGGAGAGCGCUGAGGGAAGGGGUGACGCCGCCGUCCCCAUCGGCCGCCACCAUGGGCUCUGUGCGUUCCCUGUCCGCCGCCAGCGCUGCCCCGAGCCGGAGGAAGGCCGAGGAUGAGGAGGAUGAGGGUUUGUUGGUCAGGCAGGAGCCCGUGGAGGACGUGGCCAAGAUUCCCUACAUGGAAUUCACGGGCCAGGACAGCGUCACCUGUCCCACCUGCCAAGGCACCGGCUGCAUCCCCACAGAGCAGGUGAACGAGUUGGUGGCUCUGAUCCCCUACAGCGACCAAAGGCUUCGUCCUCAGAGAACGAAACUCUAUGUGCUGCUCUCAGUGCUGCUCUGCCUGCUGCUGUCUGGCCUGGGGGUUUUCUUCCUGUUCCCCCACUCGGUGCUGGUGGACGAUGAUGGCAUCAAAGUGGUCCAGGUGUGGUUUGACAGGAAAAACUCCGCUGUCCUCCUGGCCAUCACGGCCACCCUGAGGAUCAGGAAUUCCAACUUCUACUCGGUGGCAGUGAGCAGCCUGAGCAGCCAGGUGCAGUACAUGAACACCGUGGUGGGCAGCCAGCAGCUCACCAACGUCUCCAGCAUCCAGCCCCUGAGGGACAAACUGGUGAAUUUCACCGUGAAGGCAGAGCUGGGUGGAUCCCUGUCCUAUGUGUACUUUUUCUGCACUUUGCCCAAGGUGAAGGUCCACAACAUCGUGAUCCUCAUGAGGACCUCGGUGAAGCUGUCCUACAUCGGGCACAGCGCCCAGAGCGCCCUGGAGACCUUCCACUACCUGGACUGCAGCUCCAACUCCACGGCCUGAGGCCACUGAGGCACCUGAACCAGCAGCAGAGGAGUGAGUGGCUCUGCAGGGACAACCCUGGCAGCUCCGGGGCCCUUUGGGGUGCUCCUUCCCUUCUUUUUUUUUGUGGAGGAAUCUGGAACUUUCCCUCCUGAAUUAAGGGCUGAAAUCCCAGAGGUUUUCGGUGGUUCACACCUGUUCUGGAAGCUUGGCGCCGUCGGGCGUUUCGGGGCAAAUGGAUUUAAUUUCUGAGAGUAAAUGUAUUUAUUUUUUUCCCCACGGGAAAUGAGUUUAUUUUUCUGCACCUCAGGACCUCAAAAGAGGGACAGUUCCCACCCCAAAUGAGCCUCUGUAACACCCUGGAAGGAGGCAAAGGAACCCAAAUCUUUGGAAUGAACUUCUUCCUCAUUUUUCCCCUGUGGCUCCGACCCCUUUGGCAUGCAGAGGCUCUUCCCUGGGGUUUGAAAUCCGGGAAUUUGCUGCUUUUUGUGCUCCACUUCCCAAAGCAGCAGGGAUUGGAGGGGGUUCUGUGGGAGGCUGGGAUUCCAAGGCCUCCCUGCCGGGAGCUGGACAUUCCUGCCAGCCGCUAUCCCGAGCAAAAUCCAGCUGCCAGCUCGGCCCCCGCAGCCCUUUGGCAUUUUGCCCCUUUUUGGGAGUUUUUUUUCUGGAAUUUCAGCCCUCAUUUCCCGUGGGAUUCGGGAGCCAGACACAGCUACAUGUGAGAGGAUCCUUCCUCAGUGGAAAAAUUACUGGAUUUUUGGGUGACAGUGGCACAAAAUCCACACUUUGCUCCCUUUUCCAGCAGGACAUUCCUGCCCCUGCAGCGUGUGUAGGGCUGAAUUCUUCAUUAAACCUGAUUUGGAUCUUUC
Molecule: messenger RNA, 1716 nt
Organism: Vidua macroura (Pin-tailed whydah)
Lineage: Eukaryota; Metazoa; Chordata; Aves; Passeriformes; Viduidae
Gene: TMEM106C
Product: transmembrane protein 106C
Exons: 8
Coding region: 113-868 (251 amino acids)
Source: RefSeq, a predicted model, not a curated record